Messenger RNA from Nothoprocta perdicaria, 2592 nucleotides. Its product is annotated as BRD4-interacting chromatin-remodeling complex-associated protein-like. The record is from RefSeq and is a predicted model, not a curated record. Lineage: Eukaryota; Metazoa; Chordata; Aves; Tinamiformes; Tinamidae. The transcript has 11 exons. Gene Ontology annotation, biological process: positive regulation of DNA-templated transcription. The coding region runs from base 1 to 2592 and encodes 863 amino acids. Gene Ontology annotation, cellular component: SWI/SNF complex.
AUGGACGAUGAGGACGGCCGGUGCCUGCUCGACGUGAUCUGCGACCCCCAGGCCCUCAACGACUUCCUGCAUGGAUCCGAAAAGAUUGACAGUGAUGAUCUCCUGGACAACACAGGAGAUGCAGCCAGUGCCUUUUUUGAAGGUGCUGGGCUGCACGUGCAGGAGCCCUCGGGCAACCACCUGAGCGCGGAGCAGAGCCAGCCGGCGCCCAGCGUGGACCUGGACUUCUUGGAAGAUGACAUCCUGGGCUCGCCGGCGGGCGCCGGCGCCGGCGCCGAGCAGCCCUGCGACAUCCUGCAGCAGAGCCUGCAGGAGGCCAACAUCACGGAGCAGACGCUGGAGGCCGAGGCCGAGCUGGACCUGGGCUCCUUCCAGCUGCCCACGCUGCAGCCCGUGGUGCAGGCGGCGCCCGAGGGCGCCCCGCAGAUCUUCUCCGGCGGCGCCGACCUGCUGGGCCUGCAGCCGCCCGCCGUGCUCACGCACCAGGCGCUGGUGCAGCAGCCCGUGGGCGCCGACGUGGUCAACAAGGCCAUCAGCGUGCAGCCCUUCCUGCAGCAGGUCGGCAUCGGCAACGUCACCAUCCAGCCCAUCCCCAACCUGCAGGGCCUGCCCAACGGCAGCCCCGGCGGCGCGCUGGGCAUCGGGCCCAUCCAGGUGGUGGGGCAGCAGGUGAUGGCCAUCAACCAGCCGGCGCAGCAGCUCCUGGCCAAGCAGGUGCAGCCCUCGCCGGUGGCCACGGUGCCCGUGGGCAGCUACAUCGCGCAGACGGCGCCCGAGGUGACGCUGGCCUCGGCCGGGGUGUCUCCGCAGAGCGCCGGGCUCGUCAUCCAGAAGAACCUGCCGGCCGUGGCCACCACGACGCUCAACGGCAGCUCCGUGUUCGGCGGCGUGGCGGGCGCGCCGCCCGCGCAGCCGCUCGCCGUCACCUCCAGCCUCAGCAGCCCCUUGGUGCCGGCGCAGAACGUCAUCAUCCACCGCACGCCCACGCCCAUCCAGCCCAAGCCGGCGGGCGUGCUGCAGCAGAAGCUCUACCAGCUGACGCCGAAGCCCUUCGGCUCGCCCGGCGCCGCGCUCGCCAUCCCCGGCGAGGCGGCGCUGCAGCCGCAGCCGCAGCAGCAGCAGCAGCAGCAGAAGGCGCAGCAGAACCUCACGUUCAAGGCGGGCCAGAACGUGGUGCUGUCGGGCUUCCCGCCGGCGCUGCCCGCCAACGUGUUCAAGCCGCCGCCGCCGCAGCCGCCGGCGCUCAGCAAGCCCAUGAGCGUGCAGCUGCUCAACCAGGGCAGCAGCAUCGUCAUCCCGGCGCAGCACGUGCCGCAGGCCGUCAACCAGUUCCUGCUGCCGGGCGCCUCGGCCGUGCAGCUGCCGCCGCAGCUCUCGGCGCUGCCGGCCGGCGUGGGCGGGCAGCUGCUGGCGGCGUCGCACGCCGCCGCGCCGGCGCACAUCAUCACGAGCCAGGGCGCCGGCGCGCAGCUCAUCGCCAACCCGGCGCUGCCGGCGCAGAUCCUCACCAACCAGAACCUGGCCGGGCAGCUCAACCUGGGCCCGGUGCUGGCGUCGCCCAACGCGCCCGGCACCGCGCACAUCCUCUCGGCGCCCAUCCAGGUGGGCCAGCCGGCGCUCCGCCGCGUGCCCGUGCCGCUGGCGGGCGCGCAGAGCCAGCCCCCCAAGGCCGCCGGGAUGAGCUCCGUGCCGGCGCUGAGCCUGGCCAAGGCGCCGCUGCAGAUCCAGGUGGUGGGCAAGGGCCUCUCGCAGCUCCUGCCCGCCGCGCCCGUGCAGGCGCCGCAGCUGUACGACGGCAAGCUCGGAAGCCUGAAGAAAGCUCCGGCGCUGCAGCCCAGCAAAGAGGCCUGCUUCCUGGAGCAGCUGCACAAGCAGCAGGGCGCCGUGCUGCACCCCGACUACAAGACGCCCUUCGGCUCCUUCGAGGACGCGCUGCAGCGCUUGCUGCCCUACCACGUGUACCAGGGCGCGCUGCCCUCGGCGCACGACUACCGCAAGGUGGACGAGGAGUUCGAGGUGGUGUCGGCGCAGCUGCUGAGGCGCACGCAGGCCAUGCUCAACAAGUACCGGCUGCUGCUGCUGGAGGAGUCGCGCCGCGUCAGCCCCUCCGCCGAGAUGGUCAUGAUCGACCGCAUGUUCAUCCAGGAGGAGAAGACCAUGCUGGCGCUCGACAAGCAGCUGGCCAAGGAGAAACCAGACGAGUACGUGUCGGCGGCGCGGGCGGCGCAGCGGAUCCAAGUGGAUCGGGGCGGAUCGGAGCGGAUCCAAGUGGAUCGGGGCGGAUUGGAGCGGAUCCAAGCGGAUCCAAGUGGAUCGGGGCGGAUUGGAGCGGAUCUAAGUGGAUCGGAUCGGAACGGAUCGAAGAGCACUAGAGCAGAUCCAAGUGGAUCGGAUCGGAUCAGAGCGAAGCGGAUCGGAGCAGAGCGGAUCAGAGCAAAGAGGAUCGGAGUGGAUCCAAGUGGAUCCAAGCAGAUCGGAUUGGAGUGGAGCAAACCAGAUCGGAGGGGGUCAGACCAGAGCAGAUCGGAGCACAUCGAAGUGGAUCAGAGCGGAUCAGAUCGAAUCGGAUCGGAGGGGAUCAGAUCGGAUUAG